CUGGAAAUCAGCGAGUCGGUGGCCGCCGGAGCUCGCUUCCCGCUAGAGAGCGCGCAAGACCCCGAUGUGGGGAUUAACUCUUUGCAGACCUACCAGCUCAGCCUCAAUCCCCACUUUGCGCUCGACGUGCAGACGAGGGUGGAUGGCAGCAAGUAUGCGGAGCUGGUGCUAGAAAAAGAGCUAGACAGGGAGGAGCAACGGGAGUUGCACUUGGUCUUGACCGCACUGGAUGGAGGCAGCCCGCCACGGUCGGCCCAUGUGCAGAUCCACAUUGAUGUCGUGGAUGCCAAUGAUAAUGCCCCAGUCUUCAACCAGUCCACCUACAAAGCAAGUGUGAGGGAGAACACGCCCAGUGGUACCCUGGUUGCCAGGAUCAGUGCGUAUGAUCUUGAUGAUGGGCCCAAUGGAGACAUCAUCUAUUCCUUCAGCAGCCACACACCCGCCAAGGUACGAGAACUCUUUGCUCUGGACUUGGCCACAGGGGAGUUGAGGGUCAAGGGACAGCUGGACUAUGAAGAAACAAAGCUGUACGAGAUUUACUUACAGGCUAAAGACAAGGGUGCUGUUCCUGGUGUGGCUCAUUGCAAAGUGCUGGUGGAAGUUUUGGAUGUGAAUGACAAUGUCCCAGAGGUGACAGUGACUUCUGUGUACAGCCCUGUGCCUGAAGAUGCAGCCCCAGGGACGGUCGUAGCUCUGCUGAGUGUAACCGACUUGGACUCACAUGACAACGGUCUGGUGAACUGCUUCAUUUCCCCUGUGAUCCCGUUCAUGCUCAGCUCCUCCCUCAGAAAUUACUACACAUUGAAAACAAAAGCAGCUCUAGACCGGGAAAAGGCAUCGGAGUAUAACAUCACUGUCACAGCCAAGGAUUCAGGCUCACCACCCUUGUCUGUGGUAAAACAGAUACUCGUGCAGGUAUCAGAUGUCAAUGACAAUGCGCCCAAGUCUUCCCAGGACUCAUACGAUGUGUAUGUGCUGGAGAACAACAUGCCUGGCAUUCCCAUCCUUAAUGUCAGUGCCACAGACCCAGACCUUGGGCGCAAUGCCCAUCUCUCCUAUGCCCUCUUGCAGGGUGACUCCAAUGUAGGCCACCUCUUCUCUAUCAACCGGGAGAAUGGCACCCUCUACUUGCUCACCUCCCUGGACCAUGAGGACCAGGUGGAGUUCAGCAUGACGGUGCAGGUCCAGGAUGGUGGCUCUCCACCUCUGGCCACUAAUGUCUCGAUCAGUGUGUUUGUCACUGACCUCAAUGACAAUGCCCCAACUGUGCUGUACCCUCACCCAAACACCAAUGCCACCUAUACUGAGGUGGUGGCACCAGGCACUCCUGCUGGGCACAUGGUCACCAAGGUGGUGGCGGUGGAUGCAGAUGCAGGGUACAAUGCCUGGAUCUCAUAUACCCUGUUGCAGGCCACUGACCCCAGCCUUUUCUCAGUUGGGCUGCACAACGGGGAGAUCUUCACAGCCCGCCAGCUCCAGGAGGAUGAUGCUCUGCAGCACACGCUAGUCAUCCUGCUCAAAGACCAUGGGGAGCCUGUGCUGUCUGCCACUGCCACUGUCUCCAUCUCUGUGGCUGAGGUGGUCAAGGAGGUGCUCACUGACCUCACUGAAGUGUCACCUGUCAACGAUCCCAAGAGGCAUGUGACCUUCUAUCUCAUCCUGGCUGUGAUUUUGGUGUCAGCAGCUUUCUUCAUCACCAUGUUGUCAGUAGGCAUUUUCAAAUGCUACAAGUGGAGACAGUCCAAGGAGCUGUACAACAGUUCCAGGAGCACCCUGUACAGGACACCUGGGCCCUUCCACCACAUUGAUGCCGUGCGGGGUGGUUUCAUGCCACCCAACUUGUACCACCAGGUCUAUCUCACCACAGACUCUCGCCAGAGUGAUGUCCUGUGUAAAAAGCCCUUCGCUUCCAGCCCUCUGGGGAGCCACCAGAGCACCUUAAGGAAUGGUGAGCCAGGGUUGUACCACCAGAUCGUGGGCACUGCCAGCCGUCUCCCCACACCUGCUGAG
This is a messenger RNA of Nestor notabilis (Kea), 2010 nucleotides long. RefSeq names its product protocadherin gamma subfamily C, 3 (gene PCDHGC3). Lineage: Eukaryota; Metazoa; Chordata; Aves; Psittaciformes; Psittacidae. The annotation marks the transcript as partial. Gene Ontology annotation, cellular component: plasma membrane. Gene Ontology annotation, biological process: homophilic cell-cell adhesion. The transcript has a single exon. Gene Ontology annotation, molecular function: calcium ion binding. The record is from RefSeq and is a predicted model, not a curated record.